UGUUUCAUGUUUCUUGCUGCUCCGCUGCGUCGCGCAUUUGGCACCAUGUCCUCGCCAGCAGUUGCAUCGCCUUUUACCCGGGCCGUGGUCAAUUCCAUGAGAAAAUUAUAUCCCGAGGCUUUGGCUGAUCGAAGCUGGGACAACACUGGAUUAUUACUCGAGGCUCCAUUCGACCCUGCGAGGAAACAAGCCAAUUCGGUUCUGCUGACGGUCGACCUCACACGCGCCGUCGCCGACGAGGCAAUUGAAAGAAAGGACUCUAUUAUUAUUGCAUAUCAUCCGAUUAUUUUCAGAGGAUUGAAAUCUUUGACUUUUGCAGACUCUCAGCAACAAACGCUUCUGCGACUGGCUCAAGCAGGCAUCAGUGUCUACAGCCCGCAUACUGCUGUAGACGCAGCACCAGGCGGCGUAAACGACUGGCUCGCCGACAUUGUCACAGGACAAUUGAUUGGCGAAGAAGAAACCCCAGACGAGGACGAGAUCGCAGAGAGUGUCUCUGAAUCUGAUGUGCCAGAUCAGAAUGAAAAGACUGCAGACCAAGUGUCUACGCCGCGAACACCCGAGGAGCAAGCCGACACGGAUGAGGGACAGCUCUCCGUGCAGCCAAUCCCCAAGUAUUCUGACCCGACAUAUCCUGAACCGCCACAAGAGAAGGCAAUUUUGGAGCCUGCAACAUCUGAUCACGAAAGGGCUGUGAUUCAACGUGUAGAUGGUGUCGAUGGCUUCGAAGAGGCUGGCAUGGGUCGAAUCAUUCGGUUUUCCAAGCCUCACGCCCUAAACACUCUUAUCGAGCGAGUCGCUCGCGGCUUGGGCAAUCCCAAGGCCUUCCCCAUUGCCAUUCCACAAGGCAAGACGAUUGACGAAAUUGAGAUUUCUUCUGUCGGUAUCUGCGCCGGAUCAGGCGGCUCCCUCUUCCGCAAUCUCGACGUCGAUCUCUUCUUCACCGGCGAGCUAUCUCACCAUGAAGCCCUCGCCGCAAUCGAGCGCGGCCAAUGCAUCAUCACGCUCUUCCACUCCAACACGGAACGCGGCUUCCUACACUCCGUCCUGCGCGACCAGCUAUCCACCACACUCAAGGACGAAUGGCAACGCAUCCGCUCCGGCGAACUCGAAAAACUCCGCAUCGACUUUCCUCCCCCGUCAUCCGCACGUCCGCAGUCGUCAUCCACACGUCCUCAAAUCUCGCGCAAAGCAACGUCUUCGUCAAACUUCCACGACCCAUUCGUCACUUCCUCUGCGUCUGGACCACCUGCAUCCGGCAAAUCCCAAGGCGCUACUGACGGAAGCGCUGUAUCCGCUGCCGCCCUACGCAGCAUUUUAGAAGACGAGUCUGUCGAGGUGCAUGUGUCCGAGCGGGAUCGGGAUCCGUACGGUAUUGUCAUUUUGAAGAGCGAAGUUGAUGUUGAUGUUGGCGUUGAUGCUGGUAGUGAUACUGAGCUUGAAGGGGAUAUUUAAUGCUUGAUGCUUGUUGGAGAGCGUUUUAUAUAAACCGCAAAGAGGGUCACAUUUUUAUCUAAUCCAGUUGAGAACAAAAUCUGAUAGAAUGACAACAAGUAAAAAGAAAA
Messenger RNA from Xylona heveae TC161, 1565 nucleotides. Its product is annotated as NIF3-domain-containing protein. Gene Ontology annotation, cellular component: mitochondrion; cytoplasm. Lineage: Eukaryota; Fungi; Ascomycota; Xylonomycetes; Xylonales; Xylonaceae. The record is from RefSeq and is a predicted model, not a curated record. Bases 46 to 1455 code for a protein of 469 amino acids. The transcript has 10 exons.